AUGACUCGCAGUCAGGUCAAGAUGGGCAUGCACUGCUCUCGAGCUUAUAUAGAAAUGCCCCUAAUUGAUAUAACACCUCAUCCAGAAUAUUCCAAAUUUGGUGUCGGAAAUAGUUUGGCCCUAAUAAAACUCCUUCGUCCAGUCAAAUCAAAUUACAUGGUACCGAUUUGUCUACCAUCACUAACGGAACGCGAAAAAAAAAGAAGGAAUAAAUUCGUUUUCAUGGUCGAUUACUUAAGUUCUGUGCCGAGAGAUUUUGAUUCGGAAAAAAUGGCUAAGAAAAGUUUAAAAAUGUACACACAUAAAGAAUGCAGGAGACAUCGCAUGCGUUCAAAAUUAGGCAGUGAAGGAGUGACGCACGUUUUAUGCAGUUCAGGGUGUGGCAUACGCCCUGGGGCUCCUAUAGUCAGUCACGCGGCUGAGGGCACAUUCCAAUUAAUAGGAAUAGCAGCUGGCGGAGCCCCAUGCUCUCGUCGAUCUAUGAGACGACGCCUGAACAAAGAACCACCACUAUACAUUGAUGUGUACCCCUACGUUACUUGGAUUAUCAACUUCAUUUCCGCGCAUGUUUUGCCGCGGCCUUACCCAGAACACUUCAUGCUAGUUGAAGGGGGAACGAGUAUCGGAAUUCAUCAGCAGUAUCUCAGAACAAGAAGGAAACAAAAGGAAGGCUGGAAAGCACGUACAUACGUUUCAGGGGACUAUUGUUAUAAGAGCUUAAAAAAACAAAGAGCUACAGCAUUCUUCUAUUCGGAGAAAUUUGAAGUAAACGCUGAUCCACCAGCUAAAUUAUCGAUAUUCAUGCAGGUAUCAGCGGGCGUCGAAUGCACAAUAGUAUGUGCUCGUCUUUUGUUACCAAAUCGAUUGGUCACUCCAUUCAUAGACGGGGUCGGAGGCUAUAACAUAACUAUUUCAUUCAGCACAUUCUGGUUCCCUUAUACGUUUUACUUUUCACUCGGUUUAAAUGGAAAGAACACUACCGAAAGAGAUUUCAGGAACUGGAUCAGCGAAAGAAAACCCGGAUAUUGGUAG
Messenger RNA from Danaus chrysippus (African queen), 1032 nucleotides. The record is from the annotation of a GenBank genome assembly. NCBI's taxonomy places the organism in Eukaryota, Metazoa, Arthropoda, Insecta, Lepidoptera, Nymphalidae.